AAAUGCCUGAAAGAAUAAGAAGAAAAAGUUGUCAUUGCAAUCAAUGUGGCAAUUUGACCUAAUUAGAAUAUAGAAAUAUGAGUGUACCAUUCAUUAAGAAAAUUUAAAACUUAAGAAAAUUGCCAUCUCUAAGUAAUAAUCGAUUGUUGACUCCAAAUCAUCCAAGUAUAGAUAUAUGAUAAUUAGAAAAAAUAUUAAGAAAAUAUUCAGCAUCUAGAUAAGAUACAUUAACAUGUACUUCUUCUUCUUAACUUAUACUUACAAAUCUUCGUAGAGCUUCUGCUAGAAGUACUGAAAAAUUAAUAGAGGAUACAUAAAUUCGUAUCUUUGAACCACUUACAUCUUGUAGAACACAUCUAUUAAAUACUCAAUUAUCACAAGAGAUUAAAACUAUUGCACUCCAAAUACCUAAAUCUUAAAAAAUUAUCAAAACUUAACCAUCUGAUAAUCAUAAAUUUAAAUUAAUUCAUGUUAGAACUUUGCCUAGGAUCUAUACUAGAAACUUUCUCAACAAUUACUUAAGCAAAUAUAAGAAAAAGAAAACCAUUUAGAUUUUAUAAAAAAAUUGA
This is a messenger RNA of Paramecium sonneborni, 569 nucleotides long. The record is from the annotation of a GenBank genome assembly. Lineage: Eukaryota; Ciliophora; Oligohymenophorea; Peniculida; Parameciidae.